Molecule: messenger RNA, 897 nt
Organism: Aspergillus ochraceoroseus IBT 24754
Lineage: Eukaryota; Fungi; Ascomycota; Eurotiomycetes; Eurotiales; Aspergillaceae
Exons: 1
Coding region: 191-400 (69 amino acids)
Source: RefSeq, a predicted model, not a curated record
GCGGGGAACUGGUUAGCUUCGUGCUUCGAGAACCCAACUUAUCAUACCUAUGGGCCUGAUUUCAUUCAGAUUUGGCUGGAGCAAAAAACCUCUACUUUUUACCAUGAGGUCUCUAUAUUUCGUGAUCGCUUUGGUAUGCUGUUUUACCGCGUCCUUUGCCAGGGUGCCGGGCAAUGAUAUCAAUGAAUGAAUGAAUCACCAGUCGUUCACUUUAAUGUUAGGGCUGUUAUUCACACAUCUCAGGUACCGGAACCGCAUCUGCCGGCUACAGUGGAUCGCCGUACCCCAGUUGGCGGAGCAGUACAGCUUCAUUGUUAUUUGUCUACAGAGUCCUUACAGCCGUACUUGCUGGGAUGUCAGCUCUCAAUCAGCGCAGGAUUAUAAUGGUGGUGGUGAUUAGGAGCAAAGUCUUUGUGACAGGCUCCAGCUCUAGCGGUAUGAUGACAGUGAGAAUGAUCCGAUAACAUGGAUAUGUUCUUGUGCUCAAUUUUAUGGAAUGUCUUAGCCGCCUCAUAUCCGGGCUGUUUGCCGCUGCGACUGUCUACCCGGGAAUCCCUGAUGGCUGCUUCUACUCAUCUACAAAUCAAGUCGAUGCCUGGAACAGUUGUGCUCUGGGCGAUGUAAUUAGCGCCCCAACGGCCUGGGGUGGCUACAAAGGAUCACGUCCCCGGAUGCAGAUCUACCAUGUAGCAUAGACACGAUUCUCUAUCGGCAAAACUACUACGAAACUUGCAAACAAUGGGCAGGCGUCUUUGGAUACGACUAUGACUCUCCUGUGUCAACUUCAGCAAUACCCCCAAGACGAACUAUCAAACUACUAAUUGGGGUCGUAGUUUGGAUGGGAUUUUCGCAACGGUAGUGGGCCAUACUGUUCCCAUUCAUGGGACGCAGGAUAUG